AUGGCCAGAACCUCCAUCUUCGACAUUGUCGGCUCAACUCCGCUGGUGCUGCUGCCGGUCGAUGUCGCCGGCCAAGCCGGAUCUCUGUAUGCCAAGCUCGAGUUCAGAAACCCUGCUGGAUCAUUCAAGGAUCGGCUUGCUGUCGAGAUGAUCAAAGAGCUCGCCAACCAAGACGACAUCAAGACAGUGGUUGUUUCCUCUGCUUCGCUCGCGUUGAGCCUGGCCACCUUCUCCGCCUCAAAGUACAGGAUCCUGGCUGUGAUCCCCGACGGCACCUCCGAUGCAAAGAUCGCCCAGCUCAAGUUCCUUGGCGUGGAGAUUGUACGCACUCCAAGCAACCAUAUGACCCACCCAGAUGCUCCCGAGUCGCCGUACUCGACCGCCCAGCGCAUUGCGAACGAGACCCGAAACACUGUUCUCUUGGACGAGCUUCGAUUUGACCGCAGCGACGCCGUCUUUCGUUCGCUGAUCGACGAGAUCCUGGAGCCGUUUGGGCAGAGCCCUUUGAGCGCCUUGGUGCUUGUUGUGACUCGGCUUGAGGGCCACAUUCGUCAGAGAAUUCAGUCAUCUGCCUACGUCGACGAAUGGAUCACCGUCGCUGCUCAACAGGCUGCUCUGCUGGCCUGCAAGGCUGCUAAGCGAACCGGUGUGCUCGGGGGCCUCUUGGCGGGGUCGGUGCUCGCUGUUGCUGCGGAAAAGUCGGUGCCGGCAGCCCGAGUCGUUGCGGUUUGCGACGAUGGCUUUUAUGACCAUCAUAGUACCUUGCAAAACUCUGACUGGCUCAUCGCCAACGGCGUGUUUGAGGCUUCCAGCGUCGAUUCACCUGCCGACAAGUACAGGGGCGCUAGCGUCGAGGAUUUGCAGCUUCCGGAGGCCGUCAGCGUCCUUGAGACUUCCACGGUCGGAUUCGCCAUGGAUCUGAUGAUCAGCCGCGACUUUUCCCAGUUGCCUGUCAUCAACACCAACCGGAAGAUGGUUGGAUUUGUCUCCCUUGGAAACCUGCAGUCGCUCAUCAACACUGGCGAGCUUGGCGAUGUGAACGACGCUCUGUCCAAGUGGAUGUAUUCGUUUGAACGCAAGAAGAAGGACCUGCGCAUCAUCACACCCGCCACGCCGCUGGCCGAGCUGGAGCACUUCUUUGAUCACAACCCGGCAGCGUUCGUCACAGACGAGAGCGCAAAGUUCCCUCUUGCCGUUCUCACAAAGUACGAUAUUCUCAAGUUCCUUGGCAAGCGCGGUUGAGCUGUGUGCUUCCCGUACCAUUGGUGCACCGUAGAGCCUCCAAAAUGGCGCCGUGCUCCGUCGCCGCAAUACACCGUUUUCUUGCAUCCCUUUUGCAUCCCACGGCGAUUCCACGACAUCGCAGCUCCCGCAUUGCGAUCCCAAUAUGUGCCAUACUGAGGUUGUCCUGGACCAACCCUCCGCUGUUCAACUGAUACCAUGACCGUCGAGACGGUCGAUAGUCCGGGAGCAUCGGCAGCGAGUGUAUUGCGUUGCUGCCCGCUCAGCAGCACGGCUGCCCAGUGUCGGAGGCCGAGGUGCAGAAACAACAACACGCGAUGUCAUAAUCCCAGUGUCGCAAUAUCCCGAGUAUAUUGGCCACGAGCGGCGGCGCGGCCGGCUGAGACCAGCACCAACGUGCUUAUGCUUAGAGGUAGAGAC
Molecule: messenger RNA, 1662 nt
Organism: Polychytrium aggregatum
Lineage: Eukaryota; Fungi; Chytridiomycota; Chytridiomycetes; Polychytriales
Product: tryptophan synthase beta subunit-like PLP-dependent enzyme
Exons: 13
Coding region: 1-1242 (413 amino acids)
Source: RefSeq, a predicted model, not a curated record